GGACUAAACCACAAACCUAUCAUCCUUGUCUAAAGGAUUAUAACCUUACAUGUUGUUGUGUACCUAUGAUCAACAGCUGGUUGGUUGUCAGUCACAGCAGAAAUCACUAAUGGUCCAAUCAGGUUUAUCUUCUCAGGGUGCAGCCAUGCCUGCGAUCUAAGUCUGAAGAAUCUGGUCUCGCUUGCUUAACCUGUUACUGAAGGAAAGGUUAAAGAAAAAUGAUAUAGAAAGAGACUGAAGACUCUGAAAGACAGAUACAGGAAGACAGGAGGGAGAAAAAGACAACUUAAAGAUGUCUGACUGAGGAAAAUGGACUCGGUUAAAUCCAGUAAUCCGUCAAAACCGGAACUGAUCAAUAUGGCCCCAGAGGAAACUGCCCUCGGUGACAAGAGUGACGGACAGUGGGAGGAAAUGAAGGAGGCAGACACAGACACUCCUGAUGGAGCUGUUGCAGUGCCAUCAGUCGCUCAGCGGAGGGCACGACAGAAACACAGAUACAACACCGUCGGCUACCAGAAAAAGAAGCAGAGGACAGCUGUGGACUUUUCUACAGUGAGCAAGGGAACAUCUGCCGGGGUGAAGAGCAGAGGUGCAUUAAAACAGGCGCUUUUUAACCAAGGAGUGUCUGACAAAAAUGGCACAUUUGAGGACCGAUCGGGUGCUGUACAGGGGCAGUUGGACGCACUGAAACAGGUUCUGGACUCUUUCAGCAUACCUGCGGACCUGAGGUGGACAUGGGGGGAGGGAGGUACUGAGAGAGCGCUGGAAAAGAGCUGGACAGACAUAGUGCACUCUCAUCAGUCUAUGUCUAGACCCCAGCGGCACCAGCAGGAGGCGCUGUGGGAGCUUCUGAAUACUGAGCUUACCUACAUCAACAAACUUACUAUUGCCAAAGAACUCGUUUUGGCAGCACUGUCACACUGUCACAGAUAUGGAUUUCUUCAGGAAGUAAGCCCCACAAUGCUCUUUUCCAAUCUUCCUUCUAUCCUUGAUGCACAUCGACUUUUUUGGCAUGAAGUGAUGUAUCCAAUGUUACAAGAGGUCCGUCUCACUGGAAGGCCUUUUGACCCUCUCGGACUUGAGGCAGGAUUUUUGCAGUUUCCUGACCAUUUUCCUGCAUACUUUGAAUACUGUUUGGAAGAGGAGAGAAAUGUGGAGUUUACACGGAGACAGCUUAACACUAACCCACAAUUUUACACUUAUCUUACGUGGGUGGAGAAUCAUCCACAGUGUGGGCGAAUGAGACUGGGUGAUAUGCAGGCCAAACCACACCAGAGGAUCACCAAGUACCCUCUUUUGCUGAAAGCUGUUCAGAAGAACACAGAAGACCUCCUCACCAAAAAUGCACUUGAAAGAAUGUUGAACGCUGUCAAUAAUUUUCUGGAAUCUAUCAAUAAUUAUAUGCAACUCAGAGACGAUACUCUGGCGCUUUCUGCCGCUGCUCAAAGAAUAGAGGGAUACAAGAUAGAAGGUCUGAGUGAAGAAGUAGACAAGUAUGUUCGUGACUUCUGCUGCUUUGAUUUGAUGAGCCCGGUGAAGGGGGUGGGACCAAACGUCAUACGGAAGCAAUUAAUGGAAGAAACUUUGAAGGUCAAAGUAAGAAAGGACACCAAGGAGUUUGUGGUCCUUCUCUUCACUGAUGUAUUACUGAUGACCAAAAUGCAGAAGAAAUCAGACAAGCUGAAGGUAGUUCGCCCCCCUCUGCCUCUGGAGAGAUUAUACUGCAUUGAGCUCAAAGAUGGAUAUUCGUUUAUGCUGGUGGAGGUUGGUGAUCUAGGCUGUGCUGUCAGUGUGAACUUCCUGUCCACACCCAGUCCAGACAGCUGCGCGUCAUGGGUGUCUGCUCUGCGUGAGACUCAGGCGGCCUUAGAGACUUUGAGGAAGAAUGAGACAAAUAAAACACUGACGACAACAAGUACGACAGAGUUUGGAGAAUCAGAUUCCAUUCAGGACGAACUGGCUAAAAAAGUCUCAGAGGAUGCUGAUGGCCAAUCAGUAUCUGACAGAUCUGAUAGUGAUACUGAGUCAGCGGAGUCGUUGAGGCUAUAUGCUUUACCUAGGUGCCAGUCUGACCCAGAAAUGUUGAUGGAUGUAGAGCAAAGUAAAGUUCAGCAGCUGGCAGAGGACAGGAACUCUCCACUGAUUGGUCAGCGGAACGAUCAGAGCCAAUCAGCUCAUGAAGAAGUUGCGGCAAAGACUGAAAGGAGAGUUACAUGGAAUCGUAGACGACGAUCAUCUGCAAAUGACAUUACACAACAUGACCUGUCAAAUGGAUCACACUCAUUGUUUCUUGGUGGAGAUGUGGAGAAAAAUGGCACUUCUAGCCAAUCCCUGCCCUACAAACCAAUUGCAGAAACAUGGGAACCAAUGCAUCAGGAUUCAGAUGAUGACUCUCAAGAAAUCAGGAGGAACUCUUUCUAUAGUCAGUCAGAUGACGAUGGGUUCCUCACAGAAUCAGGGAGGUUCUCCAGGAAACUGAAGUCUCCUCGCAUUCAGAGGAGACGUGUAAAUCAUUUGCAUCCAUCUGUUCCCUCACAUAGUCCCAGGACAUCCGACCCUUGCGUUAAACCCCAGGAUUCCCACCGAGUGCUAAAGCUGGGAUCUCUUAAAAACAACCAUGGGGUGUUAUGGAAUGUUCCUGAAAAAAGGUGGUCACCAGACCCUGAGACGCACUUUGAAUCUGAGCAGACACAUGAUGGAAGGGUUAAAAUGAAACCAAUCAAACUAAAGACACAGAGAAGUUCCUCCAUCCCAAAGAUCAGCUCCUCUCAGAGGCCCCUGCUGCCUUCUCACAGACGCAGCAUCUCGCCCCCUCCAGGCCCGGACCCCCAGCUUCACCCUUCUCCGCUCCAGGACGUGCUGCAGAGGGCGAAGGACCGGGAAAAAGUACGUGGACUGGGAAGAAGAGAGGGAAAGAUCAAAAAUUCUCCUACUAUCUUCGCCUGUCCGUCACCGUCGGUCAGUGAAGGAGAGAGAGAGGCAGAAAGAGAGGAUGCUGCAGUACCUGGUGUGAUAUCUGCACAUGGAUGGAGAGAGGGGAAUGUGGAUGGAAGUGAGGAUGAGAUGAAAGAGAGCAAUAAUGUCCUAGAAGGUAUCAGCGUGGACUGGCCAGGCUGGUGUUUUGAUGAUGAAGAGGUUUUUGACUUUGAGGACUUUAACAAUGAAGACUGGCUUAACAAGAAACCGACCACAAAUACGCCCCAGAGAUCAGAGACGAAACCAUCAGAGAGGCAAGAUGAAAUAGAAUGUAGUGAAGUGUAGUCUAUUAGGUGUGUAGAGUUGUGUGAAAAGUGUUUGGAGAAAUGUAAUAUAUAUAGUUCUGGGCGUUGUUUUAUUAUUAUGUAGCAGGACUAUUAUAGUCAAAUAUAUUUGAGAGAUACAUUUGAGAGUUUUUUUUUAUUAACAUUGUGUCUAUUGUUAUUAUUAUGUUUAUUUCUAUGUAUUUGUGUACAGAAAGUUUUCUCUGUAUAGCGAUAUUAAGAAACCUUUUUUAUGACUUGUAUUUUCGGUGCACAAGAAACUAAAAUAAUUAAAUUAAGACAUGAGAACUUGUUUAAA
Molecule: messenger RNA, 3558 nt
Organism: Carassius carassius (crucian carp)
Lineage: Eukaryota; Metazoa; Chordata; Actinopteri; Cypriniformes; Cyprinidae
Product: pleckstrin homology domain-containing family G member 5-like
Exons: 15
Coding region: 310-3261 (983 amino acids)
Biological process (GO): endothelial cell migration; Rho protein signal transduction
Cellular component (GO): endocytic vesicle; axon; plasma membrane
Molecular function (GO): guanyl-nucleotide exchange factor activity
Source: RefSeq, a predicted model, not a curated record